This is a messenger RNA of Notothenia coriiceps (black rockcod), 393 nucleotides long. Its product is annotated as RWD domain-containing protein 1-like. Lineage: Eukaryota; Metazoa; Chordata; Actinopteri; Perciformes; Nototheniidae. The record is from RefSeq and is a predicted model, not a curated record. The coding region runs from base 103 to 393 and encodes 96 amino acids. Gene Ontology annotation, molecular function: protein binding. The transcript has 4 exons.
GAUCGAUGAGCAACACGCAGCAGCAGUUAGCCUGUUAGCCUCCAUGGUUAGCCUCAGAUGAGCAAAGUGGGAUGUUCUGUCUAACCUCUAGAUAACGUGAAAAUGACGGACUACGCAGAAGAGCAAAGGAAUGAACUGGAAGCUAUAGAGUCUAUAUACCCAGACUCUUACACAGUUCUUUCAGAGAAGCCUAUCAGCUUCACCAUCAAUGUAACGUCAGAUGCAGCGGAAAACGGUGAAACCGUGGAAGCAACAUUAAAGUUCACAUAUGUAGAGAAAUAUCCAGAUGAGCCCCCGUUGUGGGAGAUCCACGACCAGGAGAACCUGGAGGACAGCGACAUGGGAGAGAUCUUCACCUUACUGCAGCAGCAGAGGUCCAGGAAUCGUGGUUAG